AUGCCCAACACAGACUACACGACCGCCGGCGGCGCCCUCAAGCUAAAAGGCAGUAGCACCAGCGGCAUCGACAAAAAGCGCAAGAAAAAGAAGCCCCCAAAACCGCCCGAAACCAGCGAUGCUUCUACGACCGCAGGUGCUGCGGAUGGCGCCUCAACCCCUCAAACCAAGGGAGAGAAGAAGAAGAAGAACGAGACACAAAAGGACAUGCAGGCCCUGCUGGCAGACGAAGACGCCUUGGCAACACCCGCAAGCGCCAGCGCAUCAGAAGACACCGCGCCAGCCACUCGAUCCGAAGGAGGGGCAGGAGAUUCGACAAAAGAGUCAGCACGGUAUGCUGGCAAGACAGCCGCUGAGCGCGCGCACGAGGAGCGGCGGCGCAAGCGAUUGGAUGAGCGGUUGAGACGGGAGGGACUCAAGACGCAUAAGGAGCGCGUGGAGGAGCUGAAUCGGUAUUUGUCGAAUCUGAGUGAGCAUCAUGAUAUGUGA
Messenger RNA from Coniosporium apollinis CBS 100218, 489 nucleotides. RefSeq lists its product as uncharacterized. Bases 1 to 489 code for a protein of 162 amino acids. The transcript has a single exon. NCBI's taxonomy places the organism in Eukaryota, Fungi, Ascomycota, Dothideomycetes. Gene Ontology annotation, cellular component: nucleolus. The record is from RefSeq and is a predicted model, not a curated record.